Molecule: messenger RNA, 1884 nt
Organism: Acaulospora colombiana
Lineage: Eukaryota; Fungi; Glomeromycota; Glomeromycetes; Diversisporales; Acaulosporaceae
Source: the annotation of a GenBank genome assembly
AUGAGUGUUUUGUUCUUUCCCUCGGGACUCAAUGGCGACUUCGUGAGAAUGGACCGCCUUCUCGACGUUCCUUACCUGGGCGCACAUCAGGGACCCCCAACCGUGAUCACGGUGUCUGCCCCUUCGACAACCGACACGGCUACAAUAACCGAGUCGAACACCUCUUCUGAUACCCAGAAGCCGUCGGAUCCUCCAACGAACCCGGAAUCUAGCCCGAGUUCGACUGUUCCGGCGACGACCUCCUCGGAAGUGGUCGUGACCACCACAGAUGGGCCGUUAAUAUCAAUCUCCUUGCCUCCUCUUAUUCCCGACCCUACCACCGACACCACAACCACUUCAGACACUCCGGUGCAGACUCCAGAUCCAACUCCCACAACCACCGAUGGUCCUCUCAUCUCGAUCUCGCUGAGUGUUGAUCUCCCGAUCACCGACCCACCAGUGGACCCCUCCACUUCCUCUUCUACGAGUGAGCCACCAGUGGAGACCCCACCGACAGAUGGACCAUCGAGCUCGUCUACGAUCUCGGUCCCUCAGGAUCCCGAUCCGCCAGUUUCAAACUCAAACACCGUGACCGUCUCGUCUACUACCUCUGGUGGUGUUUUGGAUCCCACGGAUGUCUUCCCAACCCAAACGGCUAGCAUCCCAAGCAUCACCACCACCAUCAUCGACAGCACGAGCCGCCCACCGCUAACGAUCGAGACCGAAUACGAUUUCUUGUCGGCUACUACCCUCGUGUUGGAUCCUAAUGCGGUAAAUGCGACUAGCACCACUUCUGUGACCAUUACAGACCCGGAUGAGGUUGCCACUCCUACUACUAUACCCACUGGUGGAGCCGCCACGACGCUUACCAUGCCCUCCAUUCCGAGCACAAUACCAAUGUUUAUCACUCCUCCACCUUCUACCGACCCCGUGGCGGCAGAUUCAACCAUUGACGGUUCUGAAAAGAUUGCCAUCCUUUUCCAGAAAUCUACCCUUUCCUGGAAAUACGUGCUCUCCUCUUCAGAAACUGCUGGUCAAAUUCUCGCCUAUCUUCCUUCCCAUGUGGCGUCAAUUUUGGAGCUUCUUGGUGAUGAUGUAAAGGUUGUUGGCUUGCAGGCGUUCAUUCCGGACGAUUAUCGCACCGAGAACGAUUUGAUGACUCUUUUCGUUGCGUUCCUCCCGAGUGACAAAGUUUCCACUCUUGCAUCAAUGAUCCGUACACUCAGCUCGCCAUUCUACCAAACCGACAAUGCCGUGGCCAAGGCUAUUGCACAAAACGUCGUCGCCUCCUACGACAUUGCUUCCUUGGAAGGUGUCAACAACGAGAACGGAUCCAGCACCACGCCAAGCUCAAACAAUACCAAGACGGACAACUCGCGACGCAACGCCAUCAUUGGCGUUACCGUCACCUUUGGUAUUAUCGCUCUCGUCGUCCUCAUCUGGUGGGGUGUAAGGACCUACCGCACACGCCGCGAGGGUAUGCACAAGCGUCUCUCGUACGGUGGUACGGCCAACUAUGGUGCCACCGGGCGCGGCAUGACUGAAGUCGGUGGUUAUACUGCUACUCGCGCUGAAUCUCCUCCCAUGUUGCACAACCCCUUCAUGACGGAGCGCGAGAGGGAGGAAGAAGCCCGUGGAAUCCGCCGCAACAGCUUCUACGCCAUCGGUCCCGACGACGCAAGCAUCGAGGAGGAAACAUUCGACUAUCUCUCUCAUCGCAACAGCACUUACAGCGGUGGUGUUGGUGGUGGCGCGACGGCACUCCACCGAUCUGGCAGUGGAGGUAGCGGAGGUGCUCGAUGGGGAGGUGGUAACUCGAACAAUGGCCAUGGACAACGAAGGCUCGUCGUUGGUCAACCUAUCUCGCAACCCAUCUUGAGGGAGAGUAGCAUGGGCAACUGGUAA